UGUCACUGUUGGACUGAUUUCCAUUUAUGUUACAGGAGGUUACGUGUACAGGAUGAAGUGCUUUCAGAGGUCUGUGCAGCAACUCCUCAGGUCACCGGCUCACAGCAUCAGCAUUGAACUUGCUCCUGUAAGUAACGCUGAUGCCUCAGCCAAGGCCACAAAACCCAAAUCUCGGCGAUUACGUUCCCUUGAUACUUUUCGUGGUUUGGCGCUAACUAUCAUGGUCUUUGUCAACUAUGGAGGAGGGAGCUACUGGUUCUUUGAACACGCCCCAUGGAACGGAUUGACUGUCGCUGACCUUGUGAUGCCCUGGUUUGUUUUCAUCAUUGGUACAUCCGCAGCCUUGUCCUUCAGCGCCAUGCUCCGACGAGGUGUCCGUCGACUGCAGUUGCUGCGAAAGCUGUCCUGGCGAACCGCCAUCCUGCUUCUGAUCGGAGUGUUCUUCAUCAGCUAUGGCCCAGCAGACGGUCCCAUAUCAUGGGAAAGGGCCAGAAUCCCAGGAGUUCUGCAGCGUCUUGGGUUCACAUAUUUUGUCAUUGCUGUGAUGGAGACCUGUUGUGCUAAAAAGGAUCUGAAACAAUACGCGGACCGUAUUUGGAGCCCGGUUAGGGAAAUACUCAUCUACUGGCCUGAGUGGAUAUUUAUCACCAUACUGGAAUUAUUAUGGCUGUGUCUUACCUUCCUCCUUCCAGUCCCAGGAUGUCCCACAGGUUACCUUGGAGCUGGAGGAAUAGGAGAUGAUGGAAUGUUCUCAAAUUGUACUGGAGGGGCAGCGGGUUAUAUUGACAAAUGGCUUCUGGGGACAAAUCACAUCUACAACUGGCCCACGUGCAAGGUGCUGUAUCACACUACUGAGCCUUUCGAUCCUGAAGGAAUCCUGGGAACAAUCAAUUCCGUUCUAAUGGCUUUUAUUGGAUUGCAGGCUGGAAAGAUCUUUCUUGCAUAUCGUCCGAACAAUUUCAGCAUCCUCAAGCGGUUUCUGAUCUGGGCCCUUUUAUUGGGAGUUAUUUCGGCGAUCCUAUCAAAAUGCAGCAGGGAGGAAGGAUUCAUCCCUGUCAAUAAGAACCUCUGGUCCCUGUCCUAUGUCACCACAACAGGCUGCUUCUCUUUCAUCCUGCUGGGUCUGAUGUACUACAUCAUAGACAUGAGGGAGUGGUGGGGUGGGGAGCCAUUCAUCUUCCCAGGAAUGAAUUCAAUCUUCGUUUAUGUUGGACAUUCCAUACUGGGUGGAUACUUCCCAUUCAGCUGGGAAAUGAACUGGAACACCCAUGCUGAGCGCCUCCUCCAGGACCUAGUGGGCACUGCAGUUUGGGUUUUCAUUGCAUUCCUACUGUUUAGAAAGAGAUUCUUCUUGAAAAUCUAACUGGCCAGAAAUAAAUGGAUCCAAGUAAUGUGGUUUGAAUGUCAAUAAAAAUGCAUAAUCUUA
Messenger RNA from Amblyraja radiata (thorny skate), 1426 nucleotides. RefSeq names its product heparan-alpha-glucosaminide N-acetyltransferase-like. NCBI's taxonomy places the organism in Eukaryota, Metazoa, Chordata, Chondrichthyes, Rajiformes, Rajidae. The record is from RefSeq and is a predicted model, not a curated record. Bases 53 to 1363 code for a protein of 436 amino acids. The transcript has 14 exons.